Messenger RNA from Ambispora gerdemannii, 398 nucleotides. The record is from the annotation of a GenBank genome assembly. NCBI's taxonomy places the organism in Eukaryota, Fungi, Glomeromycota, Glomeromycetes, Archaeosporales, Ambisporaceae.
GUAAAUCUUUAGAUUUACAAAUGGAUUAUAAGACAGAUAAAGAUAUUGUGGUCAGUCUUUGGCAAAAUAUUUUUACAGAAUUAUUCACUGAUAAGAUUGAAUAUUAUCUUACUUCUCUCAAGAAUAUUCCUAAUCAGAAUGAAAAAAGAUGUACAAAAGCACAGGAAUUGUUUGAUCGAUAUGACAGAUUGUCUGACUUUCAAGACUCAAAGUCAAUCUGGUGGAAUGAAAAAAAUCAGAUAGAAAUUGGUACUCGGCCUGAUCGCCAGCUAGCAAGAGAUUGGCAAUCGCGAAAAAGUAAAGAGACUGCUUGUUCCUCAACGUUCAAUGUACACUCUUCUACAAUCAAUGAUAACUAUAUCGGAACCAUCAAUGGUGGAAUAUUUGGAUGGGAGCAG